AAUGUUGUUCACGACACGCAAAUGUCGCCUCCCUCCUCUCCUCUCCUCUCCCCGCUCCCGGUCCAGUCAGUCCCAGCUCUCUCCACCGAACAGGCGAAAACAUUGUCGGGAAGAAAAAACGUUUUUUCUCACAGCCCUUUUGAGCUGUUCAGAGGAUCGGCUCUACUAUGCGGAGUAAGAAAAUGACGUUGGGAGAAUCCGUGGCUCGUCUCGUCUUUCUCCUGGCGCUCUGCGAUGCUCACCGAUUCUUAACUCAGAACAGGGCCUCCCAGUUUCUGUCUCGCCACCGCAGGGCCAACUCUCUGUUAGAGGAGAGUAAGAAAGGUAACCUGGAGAGAGAAUGUAUCGAGGAGCUGUGCAACAAGGAGGAGGCACGGGAGAUCUUCGAGAACCACCCAGAGACGGAAUACUUCUAUCCUCAAUAUGUCUGUAAGUUCCAACCGUUCUGCACCCAGUUGAAAUCCUUCUGGUUUCAGUCAUGAUCAUAUUUCCAUUAAUGAAAUCUAGUGAUACAGCAUCUAGCUAACCCUCAGCCCCCUUUUCCUUCCACGAGUUAUCAA
Molecule: messenger RNA, 560 nt
Organism: Coregonus clupeaformis (lake whitefish)
Lineage: Eukaryota; Metazoa; Chordata; Actinopteri; Salmoniformes; Salmonidae
Product: vitamin K-dependent protein S-like
Exons: 3
Coding region: 168-482 (104 amino acids)
Cellular component (GO): extracellular region
Molecular function (GO): calcium ion binding
Source: RefSeq, a predicted model, not a curated record